Molecule: messenger RNA, 681 nt
Organism: Moesziomyces aphidis
Lineage: Eukaryota; Fungi; Basidiomycota; Ustilaginomycetes; Ustilaginales; Ustilaginaceae
Source: the annotation of a GenBank genome assembly
AUGCGUAUCCAAGCGCGCUUCGCAUUGGAGCACAGAUGUCGUGUGGCUUUGCCCGGCCGUGGCACGAUAGACAACCCGCCGCUGCCCGCCGUCAGCCUAGGUCUGGCCACGAUAUCUGCCCUCGCUCACGCAACUGAGAUGCUCGAAGGUGCUGCAAGCUGUCUGCAAUGUUCCGAACUAUCAAAUCCGCCACACUCCGCUUCCGACGACGAGCAGCACAACGCCACCUUCGAGUCCGCCGAUGCCGGCUCCUCGCUGACCUUCCCCAUGCAGUGCUCUGCUCUGCGUAAGAACGGUCACGUCGUCAUCAAGGGCCGCCCCUGCAAGAUCAUCGACAUGUCCACCUCGAAGACCGGCAAGCACGGUCACGCCAAGGUCCACCUUGUCGCCACCGACAUCUUCACCUCGAAGAAGUACGAGGACAUCUCGCCCUCGACCCACAACAUGGACGUCCCCAACGUCUCCCGUAACGAGUUCCAGCUCGUCAACAUUGACGACGGCUACCUCAACCUCAUGACCAACGACGGUGACACCAAGGACGACGUCCGUGUCCCCGACGGUGAGCUCGGUGAGCAGAUCCAGGCCGCCUUCGACGACGGCAAGGACCUCAUGGUCACCAUCGUCUCCGCUAUGGGCGAGGAGCACUGCCUCUCGUUCAAGGACGCUCCCCAGGGCAAGUAA